Messenger RNA from Daphnia magna, 2821 nucleotides. RefSeq names its product major facilitator superfamily domain-containing protein 10. Gene Ontology annotation, biological process: transmembrane transport. NCBI's taxonomy places the organism in Eukaryota, Metazoa, Arthropoda, Branchiopoda, Diplostraca, Daphniidae. Gene Ontology annotation, cellular component: brush border membrane. The coding region runs from base 244 to 2526 and encodes 760 amino acids. The record is from RefSeq and is a predicted model, not a curated record. The transcript has 14 exons. Gene Ontology annotation, molecular function: transmembrane transporter activity.
AUUCUUACACACAUGCUCUCACAAGUCACAACACAAAACGGCAAGUCGCUGGCGGGCUGUGUAAAAGUUAUCUCUUCUACUAUUGGCUUAUCAUCUUUGGGUUAUCAUGAGCUGGUUUUCGGUUUGAAAGGUUAAAAGAAGUCGUGAAGAUCAUUGGACGUUUGUAAGCUUUCAGGAAACAUUUAAUGCUGUGCAAUAAAGUGCUGUGGACACCUUGAUAUAUAAAUUAUAAAAAUUUUGAAAAUGGCGAGCAAAAAAGAAGCCGUGAGAUCUCGACUCAAUCCUAUGGCAUGGGUGAUGUUCACUUCACUUGUUAUUGAUCUUAUUGGUUUCACCAUUAUUUUGCCACUUAUGCCAAAACUGCUAGACCACUACAGCCUUAGUGGUGGUGCUUCCAUCAGUUUUCUAGAGAGCACCGUGAAAUCUUUACAGCAAAUGUUAAACAUUCCUGAAAAAUUCAAUUCAGUGAUGACAGGAGGUGUCCUGGGUUCCUUAUUUUCUUUUUUGCAAUUUCUGGCUUCUCCAUUGGCUGGAUGUCUGUCUGAUACUUAUGGUAGAAAACCUGCAUUGCUUGUUAGCAUGGUUGGAAUUGCAGCUUCUUAUGCUCUUUGGGUUGUGUCCGACAACUUUGCUCUCUUUGUACUAGCCCGAGCUGUUGGUGGUAUCAGUAAAGCUAAUGUGAGUUUGGCCACAGCUGUAAUGGCAGAUAUUACAGACAAUUUAACAAGAGCUAAAGCCAUGGCCUUAGUUGGUGUUGCCUUCGCAAUCGGUUUCAUAAUAGGACCAGUCACGGGUGCAGCAUUUUCUGUUUGGGGUGUCGAUAGCAGCACAGGAAACUGGUGGUUUUGGCCGGCGAUUUUCUCGUUAAUUUUAGCUGUUCUAAACUUCGGAUUUCUAUCAGUAUUCUUUACCGAAUCGUUAUCCAAGGAAAAAAGGGCAAAAUCCCUACAGUUAUCUCAAACAUGGAAUCUCGUCAAUCCCGUUUCCCUUUUUAAGUUUCAGUUAGCUGAUGGCAUCGCUAAAAAAGAUCUCGAAAAAUUGAAAGUACUUGGAAGAGUUUAUUUUUUGUUUUUGUUCCUCUUUUCGGGACUGGAGUACACAUUGACAUUUUUGACACAUUUGCGGUUCGACUAUAACGCUGCUCAGCAAGGGAAAAUGUUGCUCUUCAUCGGCUUGCUGAUGGCGAUCUUCCAAGGUGGUUUAGUACGCCGUGUCAAGCCUGGCAAAGAAAAAAUGCUCGCGUUAGUCGGUCUAGGGGUUAUAAUUCCUAGUUUUGUUAUUGUGGGUCUCUCAAACAGUGCAACAGCGUUGUAUUUCGGACUUGGUUUGUAUUCUCUGGGAUCAGCCAUUGUUAUUCCGUGCCUAACUGCUAUGACAGCUGCGUAUGGGCGAGCCGAUCAGAAGGGUGCAGUAAUCGGCACCCUAAGAUCCUUGGGAGCACUUGCUCGAGCCUUCGGUCCAUUAGUAUCUUCGUUUGAUACACUACAACAGAAUAAUACUUAUAUGAAGCAGCUUUCUUCAACACUUGUGGAAUGGCAAGACGAAGUUGUAAGAGUACAAAAUGUAUAUCACAGUAAAGUUGAAAAAGCUAAGGAAGUCAUAAUCAAGCUGAAAGAGGAAAAUGCUAUGUUAAAGCAAAGAAUUGACUUGAUUGGAAAUAAUACUUGUUCAAGUUUAAAUGUUCCUGGAGUUGUAAGACCAAUCCAUGCUCAGGAAGGAUUUGAAUCCCUCGAUAGCUACGUUCUUGUUGCUUCUUCACCGCCAAGCGAUCAAACAUUAAAGGAAAAACAGCAAGGUGAUGAAUUACCAAGCUAUGAUUCCCUUUUUCACGAGCGCGAAAAUGCCAAACGAAAUACAGGUACGUUCCUGAGCCAAAUGCAAAACGAAGCAGAUUUCCUAAGGGAGCAGCUAGCAAAUGAAAUGGAAAGCAACAAGAACAAACAAAUUUUACUGAAUCAAACGACAGCUCAGCUGGAUCAGUUGAUGGUUGACUUUCAAGAACUGUCUAAGAAAUGGGGACAGAGGAGCCAGGUUGUGGAAGGUCCUAGCGUUGCAGAGUUAGAGGAGUUGACAAACGCAAACGUACAAUUUAAAAAAAAAUAUGUUGAAUUGGAAGAGCAAGUAACUUCAGCAAACACUCGGCUGGCUGUCGCAGAAGAAAUGGUGCUUAGCAAACAAGUUGACAUCACGGAAUUGCAAACUGAAAUAGCCCGAUUGGAAAAGUGUUUGGAAACCAUGCCUAUCUUGAAAGCACAGAUGGAACUCUUUCGAUCUGAUUUCGAGGCCGAGCGUGAAGCACGGCAAACUUUAGCUGGAGAAAAGGAUACUUUGCAACAAGAAAUCCGUCUAUUGAAACGGCAAUUAGAAGGUACUGUAGAAAAUUCUUUCGUGUCAGUAUCAGGCCAUCCGUCGGACGACGUGGUAGUGACAAGUUUCGAGUGUCCGAAAUGCAAUCUAGCAUUUCAGUCAAACGACGCACUCAAUAAUCAUUUAGAUGUAUGUUUAACGCAACACAUGUUUCCAUAAAUUACUUGCCUACUAAAGAUUGAUUUAAACGUACAUUUUAAAACCGUUAAACAUCCAUUUAAACCGUUAAACAUCCAUUUAAACCGUUUCGUUUAGAAAAUUAUGUUAGAAUUUAUUCAAGAAACAAAAAAACGUGUGUUCGGAAAACACGUAACAAGUAUUCAGGAUGUUGAAACGUUAACAUUUGUUUGACUUCUAAAUUGAUUAAUUAGGUCAUUGUAGCCAAUUGCGUGCCUUUGUAAUCCCAGAUAGUUUAUUACUUGUUCAAUAAAACUGUUUGGGAACUACAACAAAA